Talaromyces atroroseus is the source of this 1716-nucleotide messenger RNA. RefSeq lists its product as hypothetical. The transcript is spliced from 3 exons. The record is from RefSeq and is a predicted model, not a curated record. NCBI's taxonomy places the organism in Eukaryota, Fungi, Ascomycota, Eurotiomycetes, Eurotiales, Trichocomaceae. The coding region runs from base 1 to 1716 and encodes 571 amino acids.
AUGGCCAACCAUAACGAGAAGUCAGAAACCGAGAGAAAAGCGCAACGCCGCAGAGACAAACGGACUGAACGCCGCUUUCUCACAAGGAACAAUAUCAAUAAUACAUCAUCAUCCUCCAGCGAGAACGAAGCACCAGCAAGAAUGCCCCAGACUAAUGGUAAACCGUCGUCGGCGGCGGCUCCAAUCCUGGACCACAACCUAAGGGACGCCAUUGUCAAAUUGUUAUCCGCUAAGGAAACUUUCGUGCACCUGUCCCAUGUCGUUGGUCUUCUGGAAUACGUGAGAGGCAGCGCGGCCUGCGCAGCGCUUACUUUUCAGCCUGAGAUUGAGCUCAAAGCAGAGAAUGAGCGUCUGCGCCAUACAGUGAAUGAAUUCAAGCAAGUCAUCGAGCAACAAAAGGUGCAGGAACUGACUGCAAGAUGCCACACCUUGGAAGCGGCAAUAUCGGACCAGCAAGACUUGCAACGCAAAGCAGACCGGGAACAACAGCAUUUGAUUAAUGAACGGCAGAAAUUAGAUAGUGAGCGAGCGCAAAUGAAGGCUGAACUCACGGGAGAGUUGGAGAAAAAGAAAAAGGAGUAUCAAGCCGGCUUUCAGAAGAAGCUCAAAGACGCAGAGAGAAAUAUAGAAAGGCUUGAAAAGUCGAAUCGGGAUUUGGAAGCAAAAAAGCAAAAGGCACAUGAUCAGCUGGAAAACCUGAAAGCAGGUAAUGAAGCCCUGAUGUCACAAGUGAGGGAGCUGAAAUCAGAGCUGCACAAGGAAAAAGAAAAGUUUCUUGUGGAGAGCAGGGGUAUUGACUUCUAUCAAGACAAGUUUGAAGGAUUACGGCAAGAGCUGGAGAGGUUGAUAGUAGAUCACAUUACGGGGCCCAUGAAUGAUGAUCAAAUAAACUCAGUGGAGAGAGAACAUCUUGAAGACCAAGAAGUCUUCAAAUUUGUCCCCAAAAGAAGAACACCGGUGGCCCAAUACCUUUGGAGGCGCGGAGCACAGUCUUAUAUCAUUUCCCAGCUAUGUGGCAGAGUCUGGCAAUCUUUUCCCUUCCAUGAAGUCAACGAGUCGACUCUGCCUAACAAAUCAAAGGCUGCCUUUGACGCUAUAUCUGAUAAAUUGAAGGACAUUAAUGCCGAGAACGAGGCUGUUUGGCGGAGUAUCACCUACAAGGCAAUGAGCAGAUUAUCAGCAGAAAUUAGCAGUAGCAAGGCAGAGGAAGAAGAGAAGGAUAUAGCAAGACAUGUCGUCAAGACUCUCGCACCGAUUAUCGCACCAUCCAACAAGGAGAGCUUUGAGGCGAAGCUGGGCGAGAUUGUCCGUGAAGCAUCCAGUUUGUGGGCUGCUGUCAAGACUGACAAGUUGCGAAUCUCGCUCUCCGAACAGCCACCGAGUCAAGCAAGUCCUGAACAGUCAUGGCUACCGGGGUCAUUAGACGGGUCAUUGGAGGAGGUUGAAAGCCCGCAGGACAUUUCCAUCAGCCAUGCCCGUUCACUCUGCCUUUUUCCUGCUGUCAAGGCAAGUGACGAUGCUUCAAAGGAAGACAUAGUUAUCCAGCCUGGGUACGCUCUUUUCUCAGACAGCACUGCGUUUGCGCUGGGAAACAAGGAGCAGCAAGAGUACGCCAGAGAAGAGAGAGAGCUGCGAUAUAAUCUCCGCAGAAAUAGCGCGACCUCGCAGCUUUAUGAAGCAGCUCAAAACAAAAAGGUCGUGGAACCGACGAGCUGA